This is a messenger RNA of Wallemia mellicola CBS 633.66, 547 nucleotides long. RefSeq lists its product as hypothetical. The record is from RefSeq and is a predicted model, not a curated record. Gene Ontology annotation, molecular function: structural constituent of ribosome. Gene Ontology annotation, biological process: translation. Bases 36 to 497 code for a protein of 153 amino acids. The transcript is spliced from 3 exons. Gene Ontology annotation, cellular component: cytosolic small ribosomal subunit; ribosome. Lineage: Eukaryota; Fungi; Basidiomycota; Wallemiomycetes; Wallemiales; Wallemiaceae.
CAGGCAGUCAGUCAGCACAGAGUUAGAUAGGCGCGAUGGAGGCACAACAACUCAAGACUUUCCCAAAGCAACCUAUCUUCCAAAACUCAAAGACCCGCGGUAACAAGAAGGUCACCAAGGACCGUCGCUGGUACAAAGACGUCGGUUUAGGCUUCAAGACUCCUCAAGAGGCUGUCACCGGCACUUACAUCGACAAGAAGUGCCCAUGGACCGGUGAAGUCUCCAUCAGAGGCCGUAUCUUGACCGGAAAGGUCGUCUCUACCAAGAUGACAAGAACUAUCGUCAUCCGUAGAGAAUACCUUCACUACGUUCCAAAGUACAACAGAUACGAGAAGCGCCACAAGAACCUCCCAGUCCACGCUUCCCCUGCCUUCCGUAUCGAAGUCGGUGACCAAGUCGUCGUCGGUCAAUGCCGCCCACUCUCAAAGACCGUCAGAUUCAACGUUCUCCGUGUCAUCAAGAACAAGGCUGCUGCUAAGGCUUUCGCAAAGUUCUAAACGCCAUUCUGUAGCUUUUUAUGUAUAGGUCUUUGUUAAAUACAAGAAAA